GCCGCGGGGCCCUCAGAGCCGGGCCCGGGGCCCCGUGACAGACGGGCCGAGGAAGGCAGAGAGGCGGCGGCGGCGGCGGCGGCGCGGGCGACAUCAUGUCAUCCCCCAGUCCCGGCAAGAGGCGGAUGGACACGGACGUGGUUAAGCUCAUUGAGAGUAAGCAUGAGGUCACAAUCCUUGGAGGACUCAAUGAAUUUGUAGUGAAGUUUUAUGGACCACAAGGAACACCAUAUGAAGGCGGAGUGUGGAAAGUCAGAGUGGAUCUUCCUGAUAAAUACCCUUUCAAAUCUCCAUCUAUAGGAUUCAUGAAUAAAAUUUUCCAUCCCAACAUUGAUGAAGCGUCAGGAACUGUGUGUCUAGAUGUAAUUAAUCAAACUUGGACAGCUCUCUAUGAUCUUACCAAUAUAUUUGAGUCCUUCCUGCCCCAGUUGUUGGCCUAUCCUAACCCCAUAGACCCUCUUAAUGGUGACGCUGCAGCCAUGUACCUUCACCGACCCGAAGAAUACAAGCAGAAAAUUAAAGAAUACAUCCAGAAAUACGCAACGGAGGAGGCCCUGAAGGAGCAGGAAGAGGGCACUGGCGACAGCUCAUCAGAGAGUUCUAUGUCUGACUUUUCAGAAGAUGAGGCCCAAGACAUGGAGUUGUAGUAGAGAAAGCACCUGCUUUUCAGAGAGACUAUUAUUUCCUAACCAUGAGAAGCAGACUAUAAUAUUCAUAUUUAAACAAAGCAAUUUUUUUUAUUACUAAACAAGGUUUUUAUGAAUAAUAGCAUUGAUAUAUAUAUAUUAUAUAUCACCCUUUAGAUCUUGAUUUCUUGGUCAUUUCUCAACCUGAGGUGCAUAGCAUAUUCCCACAUUCCAUUUUGGUAGCAAUAUGCGGUCUGAAUGCAUGCAUUCAUAAGUCCAUUUGGCCAAGGCAGCCUGUGUGCUACUGAACUGUCAAAAGAAAUAGCCGCUCUGAUAAGUAGACAGGAGUCAAACUAAUGGGAAAAAGUUGCUUUUAUCGAUGGUUCCAAAGAAACAAGCCAAAUCUACCAGCUCUUGGAUGAAGAUAGAAUAGUGCUUUUUUGGAGUGGGAAGGAAAGAAACUGGGGAGGAGGAGGCCUGCUUUACAAGCACGUAGAGCCAGCCACGUACAGAUCAGCUGCUGCUUCCUCUGAGUCCUAAGUGGGUCGAUUCAGUGGAGUAGCAAUGGAAAACAGGAAGCUCAUUGGAAAAGUGAAACUUAAAAGCUCUUUUUUUUUUUUUUAAACUUAGAUUUUAAGUACAUUUUUAUAGAUCCCUGCCCUUCACGCUACCAGACCUUCAGCCACAUCAUUUUGCUUUGGAGAACUUUCUGAAAUGUUUGAGCCCAAUUCUUUUUCUUGGGGUACUGAUUGUCAUCCAGACCCUUUUUGAGACGCCUGGACAGGAGGAGAAAAGUAGUUGAAAGCUUCGUCCUCUCAUCGAAAACAAGUGCAAAGUGUCGUCCUGUUCCUCUAAGCCAGUUCAAACCCCUGCUCUGGACUGAGACAUUCAAAUCUGGAGGCAGUUGUUUUUGUUCAUUUGUUUUCAUUUUGUUGGUGGCAGUGGUGUGUGUGUGCGCGUGUGCGUACGUGUGUGCAUAGGCGCAUUCUAUUGUGUAAAUUGUGCUUAGGUUACAGAAUUAAUGUCACCUACCAAGAGAUGGUCUCCUUCUGGACAAAGUGCUCAGUGGACCAUUAGAUGGCAGAAAACAUAUCUGGUGGCUAUGAGUUUUGUUUGGGGCAUCUGCUUUUGGGAGCAGGAAGUGGAUACUUGAGACCCACGUACAUCCUAAAGUUAAAAUGAAUAAUAAUUGGUAAAUGUUCUUGUAUCCAAAGUGGCUCAACUUGGGGAAGGGAAGGGAGGGGAAGGCUUUCUUCAGAGUGUGGCUGGAAAGAAGGGAUUUGGAAGUGUGAUGUGGGCCAGGUUGGGAAGGAGUAUACUUUCCUCUGUGCACUAAGAGCAAGUCAGACAAUUUGAAAUACUGCUGCUAAUCUGUUGUCUGCUCAGUCAACCCCAUGCCCAGGUUCAAAUCUCCAUGUCGCCUGCUGAACCUGGAUAAAAUUUGGAGACAUUUUAGAUACCAACUCUUUAUUUUUGCUAAAACUAGGACAAUAACAGAAUUAGCCAAUUCUAAAACCUUUCUAAAGACAACUUUGAAUGUCCCACAACUUUUCUUUUGAGGCCUGUUUUUAGUUAAGAAGUGCUGUAUUCCACAAGGUUAAGUCAGUGAGGGUGGAAUAUAACCCUCUUGCUCUUUUUUUUUUUUUUUAAUUCAAAAAGCACAAUCAAUCUUUUCUUUGAAAAUCUAUAUAAAUUACAACUUUUAACAUGAUUAUUUUCCUAAAUAAAAAGACAAAGAAUUUAUCUAUUUUAUGUUAAUGACGGGCACGAAGCAAAAGGGUUUCUUUGGAAAAAGUGCAGUUCUGUAGGGCUGAGGUUAGUCACCAAACUUACUCUUAUCUCUAGCAUCGUCGGCUUGUUGGAAGGUCGUCGUAACUAUUUCACCUCUAAUGGUGCACUUUUACCUAGCGCAGUCUUCACAUCACUCUGGGGGAGGGAGGGUCUCUGCUGGCACUGUCCACCUUGCUUCCUGCUGAGUAACAGUCUGCUUGUGCUGGGACCUUAUGAUAGGUGCUACUUAGGUAGGCUUGAAGUGCUGGGUGGUGAUUUGAGUUCAAACAAUAAAAAAUUGUAUUUUUUCAAUGUUGUAUAGACAAUAGUGUUCUAAUUACCUUUCCAAAAAAAAAUGUCCAGAUAAUUGCUUUUGAUCUUGUCAAGAAAAACAGUUGAGCCAGGUUUAGGGAAGCACUGUGAGCUGAGCUCUAGCUCUGCCCCUCACUGGAUAUACCUUGCUCCAAUGUAAAGAUGCCAGCCUGUCUCCCUUCCCAAGCUCUAGCAGCACGUGGCUGGUAGUGCAGAACCCCCUUGUGAAGGCUGGGCUGAGGCCGCGGGUCUGAAUGUGCUGCAGCGUGUGUGUGUGUGUGUCCGUCCGUCCAUCCAUCCAGGUGUGUGGCAGAGGUGUCAUUGAGGCUUCUCCGCACGGAAGCACCUGUGACUCCCUCCCACAUCUCACUAUACCCUCUCCUUUCUGGCCACCUACCGUGGUUCCACGCAUACUCAUCUCUCUGGGCUGUGUACUCUUCACUGGGAAGUUGACCUUGGUAGUUUUCUAUCCCUUCCCUGCUCCUAGGUGAGGUAGGAUGAGGAGACCCUACUAGGUGCAGAGUUGUUGAAUGGCCUGGCUGUGACUCUAAGGACUUGGGGCCCCUAGAAUAAAUAGACAAAAUCUGUGGCAGGGAUGUUGUGAAACCAAAGUCCAUGUUGCCUAUGGGGAUUCCCAACACUCAAAGCCUUGUGGAACCUGAUGGCCCCUGAGCACACUUGGAGGUAGUGGCAGAUGCAGUGGGUCAGAGCUGUUACUGGCACUCCCCCCACACUCUUUCCUAGGUCCUAGCUUGUGGUUCACCAGUGCAAGCCAUUUUUUGCCCCCAUUAAAACAAGCUCUUGCCAAACUUCAACGAGCAAGGCAGCCUCCGCCGUUCUCCUGCGCCCUAGGCUAUGUUCAGUGGUAGGCAGCCCAGACCCUGGCAUUUGGGGUUUUGUCUGCAGUCUCUCCCCUCCUUGAGGUUACUGUGCAGCUUCAACCAGCAUUCUAUACCGUGAGAUAGUCAUCAGAAGUUGCCAUGUAGUCUCUCCAGUACUAACAUUUCGUCCACAUCAAAGGAUGUUCUAAUUGCCAACCGGCUGAGCUAGGCUUCUGCCGAGUGUCUCCCCUCAAAGGAAUUGUGCCCUCAAAAGGGCCCCCAAAGCCCUCGUUGGCCUUCACCUGAUGCUUAUAUUUUCCAGGUCACCUUGUGGCCAAGAAUGAUGACAGACCCUCUGCUAGCAUCCUUGGGUUAGGUUUCCUGCACCAAGUUUCUGCAAACUGGUGUUUGAUUUUUUUUUUUUUUUCAAUGCCACAUGGCCCUUCUGUCUUAGUGACUCUUAAAAAGUGAAAGUUAUUGACAAAAAUUAGCAAGCGUUUUACUUCAUUUCAUCAACAACUUAACUGGGUUCAUAGCCUUGUUGAGUGAGGUAGUUUCUGACUAGGCGUGAAGAGGUGUGUUUCUCUGGACUUCUGAAUCCAUGUUCAUCUUCCUCUGGCCACUGAACACCUUGGCUAACUCGUUCGGGAUUGGACAGAGGGAAGACGGAUGCUUUGGGGCCUCACCUGUGUGGGUUUCUACUCACCUUAGGAAUGACCAGUGCUCUCGGUGUAGCAGAUACUGGUCUUGGCAGUGGGCUUGGAAAGAAGUGGCCAUUAAUUACUGAUUGUAUUUGGUACACAUUGUGUGAUACUUGAAGAGAUAAAAGGGACUUACCAGCCCUUAAUUGAAAUCUGAGCUUUUUAUUGCUUUUUUUUCCCCCCUCCUAGACCUUUCUCCUCCCUUCCUUCCACCUUCUUUGCAUUGUGAUGAUCUAGUGGGCAUGUCUGUCACCCGGACAUAUGCCUCUCUGACUAUAACCUCUUAUAGUUGUGUAUAAUGAAAACUGUAAACUUUUUUAAAUAAAAUGUGUAUAUACCUUG
Molecule: messenger RNA, 4572 nt
Organism: Jaculus jaculus (lesser Egyptian jerboa)
Lineage: Eukaryota; Metazoa; Chordata; Mammalia; Rodentia; Dipodidae
Gene: Ube2h
Product: ubiquitin conjugating enzyme E2 H
Exons: 7
Coding region: 96-647 (183 amino acids)
Biological process (GO): ubiquitin-dependent protein catabolic process; protein polyubiquitination
Cellular component (GO): nucleus
Molecular function (GO): ubiquitin conjugating enzyme activity
Source: RefSeq, a predicted model, not a curated record